Misgurnus anguillicaudatus (oriental weatherfish) is the source of this 3578-nucleotide messenger RNA. Its product is annotated as cyclin-dependent kinase 5 activator 1. Gene Ontology annotation, cellular component: growth cone; cytoplasm; protein kinase 5 complex. The record is from RefSeq and is a predicted model, not a curated record. Lineage: Eukaryota; Metazoa; Chordata; Actinopteri; Cypriniformes; Cobitidae. Gene Ontology annotation, molecular function: protein kinase binding; cyclin-dependent protein serine/threonine kinase activator activity. Gene Ontology annotation, biological process: brain development; axon guidance.
UCCAGUCUGCGUUCACAGCGGAGCACUGAAGGACCACAGCACUCCUCCUCCUCUCAGAACCAGGGCUGGAGGCGUUUAUAUAAAUGACGAAAUACCUUUAUUCACACUUAAAAGGAUUUUGCCUAAUUGGCCUAAACAGACUUUAUAAACUGCUUGUUAAACGAGGAUAAAGCGGACAGCAUCACCUUGAAACUUUCCUGUGCUCCUCUUUAAGUUGAAGCGCGAUCAGAUGAGGACCCCUCACGAGCUCCUGUGCUUCUGGAUGGUGGACGUGUUUCAAAAGCAACGGCAUCAGUGACUCUGAACGACUUGUUAAUAAACUCAAGCUUCUCAUGGACGAGCCUGGCAUGAAGUGAUGGAUUUUUGAUGUGGACAUUAACACAAUAAACGUGUUGCGCGUUUCGGCGCAUGCAGACGAUGCACAGGACGCAGUAGAGUUGGACAACUGUGGUCUACGGAUGUCCAACGAACAGGAAUUCAUCUGUGCCACUCUCCAGGCCAGUCUCAACCUUUAAGAUUUGGAGCAGUGACGCACAACCAAAUCAGCACUUUAUUUUUGAGUUCAAUAGACCCAUCGUUCGAGAACCUAAGUGGACUCAUGGGUACCGUACUGUCCCUCUCCCCAGGUCCCAGGAAACCUGGUUAUUACGAUGAUCGUCCCGGUUCCCUAAGCCAUUACCCGAGCUUGAGCAGUCGCUCUCUGAACACUCAGAAAGAUCGCGGUCUCAAACGCGGCCAUUCCAUCUUCCUCCCGGCUCUCACGUGGAAGCGACUGGUGGCCUCCACCAAGAAGCGGAGUGAGUCCAAAAAAACCUACCCUGGAGGUCAGGGGCACGUCAGGGCUCCUCUAAACAACAAUAGCAUCUACCAGAGGGAUCCGGUCUUGCACCUCAACCACGAAAAUGUGAAGAAGUCUCUUUCCUGUGCCAACCUCACCAGCUAUGAGUGUCCAGCAGGUCUGGGCCUAGGCAUGGGACUCGGGAUUGGCUACGGAAAACCGCAGCAGAUUUCAUCGGUAAAGAAGAUUCCACCCCUGUGCACGUCUUCGCCCAAGCGCGUGAUCGUCCAGGCGUCGACCAGCGAGCUGCUUCGUUGCCUCGGUGAGUUUCUUUGCGGCCGUUGCUAUCGGCUCAAACACCUUUCCCCUGCUGAUCCGGUUUUGUGGCUGCGGGCCGUGGACCGAUCUCUCUUGCUGCAGGGCUGGCAGGACCAGGCCUUCGUCACUCCAGCCAACGUGGUUUUUGUAUACAUGCUGUGCCGUGACGUGGUGGACGGUGACCUGGUAUCUUCAGAGCAUGAUCUCCAGGCAAUCCUGCUCACCUGCCUCUACCUGUCCUACUCCUACAUGGGGAACGAAAUCUCGUAUCCCCUCAAGCCCUUUCUCGUGGAGACGGCUAAAGAGGCAUUCUGGGACCGUUGUCUGGCCAUUAUCGAUGUCACCAGCACCAAGAUGCUGCGCAUCAAUGCAGACCCGCAUUUCUUCACACAGGUCUUUGCUGAUCUUAAGAGCGAGGGAGGUUGCGUACUGCAGGACUACUCUCGAGUUUUGGAUCGGUGAAAAGAGGACACGGCGUAUUGUCUAGAUGCUAACAUAACGUGAUCUCCAUCAUCAUCAUCAUCAUGUUUUAUCACAUCCUAGUUACUGGAUUCUGAAAUAUUUGAAGAGAAAUCGAAAAAUGUGAGUUGAAAUGGAAGUUGUUAAAUGAAGGAAAAAUAGCAUUAAAACGGUGUGCGUACAUACACACACAGUAUAUAUUACAUUAUAUACAUGCAGUAUAGACACAAAGUAUUCCCAUUUCGAGCCCUAAAAAAAACAAUUCAAGUGGGAUUUGGUUGUGCGUGAGUAUGUGAUGGACAGCAAACUGUGAGGAUUCACAGCUGUUGGUUAUUCAGUUGGCCUUCCUUUAUUUCAUGUGCUGGACGUUGGGUCACCAGCUGCAAUGCCAUUAACAAGAUUAACAGAUUAGUGUCACACACAUACACAGUCAGUCCUACGUUCUGUCCCGGGUGUUUUGUAAUUUACGAUGUAGUUCAGUUUCUAUGAAAAUCUGGGUGUCAGGUUUUCAUUUACAUCUGGUAACAGAAGGAAUGAAAUGGCCUGAAAUCAUCUUGCUGUGGAGGAAACCUUUUUGGAGGUCAGUUUUUGCGUGAUUUCAAAAUAGACCCUGUUUACUUCUUUCUUAAAAAUGUUCCCAAUUUAUUCUUGCAGGAUUUGUUAGUACAAAUUAAUUUAAAGAACUGAACACAUUUGUCUAUUAUGUAAUCCUUUACCCAACAACCCAAUAUUCAUUCCACCUCUUUCAACUACACAUUCAUGGUCCAAUCAGACUCCACCCUACCUUACUUCCUUAUCGAGUUUUACUCGGAAAUACAUCAUAUUGUGGAUUUAUGUAAUUUGUUUAAUCUCCUAAGAUACGUGGACAUCACAUUUUUUGUUGUUUGCAAUAUAAUACUUAAUUUUGUGUAACUGAAACCUGUUGAACACAAACGUGGACAAUUACACUGGUUCAUGUUAAAGGGGCCAUGACAUGAAAAUCUGACUUUUUCCAUGUUUAAGUGCUAUGAUUGGGUCCCCAGUGCUUCUAUCAAUCUAGAAAAUGUGAAAAGGAUCAACCCAGUAACUUAGUUUUGGUAAACCAUUCUCUGCAAGCAUGUGAAAAAGUAAGUCGUUGAAAUUUGGCUCUCCUUAUGAUGUCAUAAGGAGCUCUUAUUAUAAUAAUACCGCCCCUUAAUUUGCACUAUCCAACCACAGCACUGCCAUUUAGCCAUUCAGAGAGGGAGAGACAGAGAAAAUAAUUCACAGCACAAUUAAGUUUCAAUUUUAACAAACCACCAUCAUUGUGGUGAGUGGGCACAUUUUUGCAUACACCUACAAAGUGGCAAUUUUAACAUGCUAUAAUAAAUUAUUUAUAUGGUAUUUUGAGCUAAAACUUCACAUAUGUGCUCUGGGGACACCAAACAUUUCUUUGACAUCUUAAAAAAGUCUAGUGCCAUGGCCCCUUUAAAAAAUAGUUUAUUAUAUUUAUUGGUUCUUUCUAACCCUAAAUAGUUGGAAGAAAUCUGAAAAAAAGACAAACCAAAGCUCGGGUCUUAGUAGGUUAAAGGUCACUGUGGGUGCCGUUUACACAACAACGAUUUCGCCUGAAAGUUUAAUACAUUUGAGUCUGUUCAUUAUGCCCAGACUAUAGUCUGUUUUUUACGUGUACGCGACGUACACACACAGUCGAACGCACAGCCUUGCAAAGUAUAGCGUAUUUGAUUGUACACGUACACAGACAUUUGACGCAUUAGCAUUGCCACAAAAUGCAAUGCAUCUCCUGGGCUACAUAUUACAUUCUCCUGUAGAUGUAACACGCGUGCCCUCUUCUGAUGACAAAAAUUGUACCCAGACCCUCACGUACACAUAAAAAGGUACUGUAGUUCCGCCUUAACACUACAAUGGCAUUUUGUGAUACUUGAUAACGACUCCUUGUCAUCUCUGUGUAAACUACGUAAACAUGAAUCUAUGAUAAUGGUGACGUCAUGGACGUGAUAGAGGGUUAGUUCACUCAAAAAUGUAAAUAAUGUCAUUAAUGACU